Nymphalis io (European peacock) is the source of this 1068-nucleotide messenger RNA. Its product is annotated as cyclin-dependent kinases regulatory subunit-like. Gene Ontology annotation, biological process: regulation of mitotic cell cycle. Lineage: Eukaryota; Metazoa; Arthropoda; Insecta; Lepidoptera; Nymphalidae. The transcript has 2 exons. Gene Ontology annotation, molecular function: ubiquitin binding; protein kinase binding; histone binding. Gene Ontology annotation, cellular component: cyclin-dependent protein kinase holoenzyme complex; SCF ubiquitin ligase complex. Bases 149 to 430 code for a protein of 93 amino acids. The record is from RefSeq and is a predicted model, not a curated record.
AUAAAACAGCUGGGAAGAAAAUCAAUCGUACCACGUACAAGCAACACGCAUUUUAUCUUAUGAAAUAGUCUUAAUUUAAUAAUAAGCCUGACUGCUUUUUUAAUUGAAAAUUAAACGGUACUUUGUUUGAAUAUAUUUAUUUAAAAACAUGCCAGUAGAUCAGAUACAGUAUUCAGAAAGGUACAACGAUGAUGUUUAUGAAUAUAGGCAUGUAAUUCUCCCACCGGACAUAGCCAGACUAGUACCAAAAUCCCACCUUAUGACAGAAACAGAAUGGAGAAACCUCGGGGUCCAGCAGAGUCCCGGGUGGUUACAUUUUAUGGUACAUAACCCAGAGCCACAUGUCCUUUUAUUCAGGCGACCUCGGACUGAUAUACCAACUCCCGUUAAUGGCUUAGAUGCAAGUACUUCUUCCACAGUUAGAGUCUGAUAUAGAGGAUAAUAACUUUAGUUAAUAGGCCACACAUUUAACUUAUUAUGAAACUCAUGGAAUAUGUUUAAAGAUAGUUUAUGGUAAUGUAAAUUUUCACAAAUUAAUAAUUUCUUAACGAGAAUAAGUAUUUGUAUGUAAGCAAUAAUACAAGACAGUCUAAUGUUAUCUUAUGAGAUGUAAUUGAAAAUGUAUACAAUGUGUUGUAUUUUGUGAUGUAACUAACAUAUUCAAUAUUGAAUUUGUAAGUAUGCGUUAAAAUGCAUCAAUUGUCCCUAAUAUUAAAACCUCAUUGAACAUUUAGGUGUUUUUUACUGCUCAUACAUUUGCUCACUCGAGUGCUUUGUUAAAGAAUUUUUUUAUUGAAAUGUUGUUGAAUAUCAUAACUUAAAAGUGAUAUUGAUAAAUGCUGUGUGUGAUAUUCUGAAGCGUACCUAAUAUCUAUAUGUAUGUUUAUAGGUGCUUAAAACAAAGUAAAAAGUGGCCUUAGACUGAUGUAUGUAACUUUAAAAUUAAUGCUAAGUGCACUCACAAUGUAUAAAAACAAAUUAUAUUUAAAAUGCAAUGGAUUUAUUUAAGAACAUUAUAAACGUGCUUAACAUAUUGUUAACCAAAUAAAAAUUAUUAUGUUUCUUUUA